AUGUCUCCAGCAGUCACCCUGCCCCGACUACAAACAAAGCCAACAACAUGCUGCCCAAACUGCGGCGCGGACGCUCAAGAGUUUGCCGACGCGAGACGACGCAUAGCAGAGCUCGAGGCCCAGGUCAGGUUACUGAGCGAUAAAGCCACUUCAGCCGUGGACAAGCUCGCCGACUACGAAGACGAAGUCCGCAAACGAUCCAUCUCGUCCGCAUCCUCCGGCCGCGACACCAUGGGCUCCAACGCCUCCCCACCCCUGACACGCCCAACAUCAUCCCCCUCACAGAUGCCCGUGCCCCCGCCAGCGCUCAACCGUAUCUCCGCGUUCCUCUCCGCAGCCACCACCCGCCGCGGUGCCCCGCCGCCCAGCCCGCCACCCGAGGAGGCCGUCAACGAGCCGCUGGAGAAGGAGCGGAGGCUGCGGCUGAAGGCGGAGGAGCGGCUGGAGCAGGUGACGGAGGAGCUGGAGGACCUGUCGGCGACAUUGUUCCAGCAGGCGAAUGAGAUGGUUGCGACGGAGAGGAGGGAGAGGGCAAAGCUAGAGGAGAGGAUUGCGGUCUUGGAGGGCCGCGAGGUGAAGACGAAGGAAAGGUUGGGAUUGUUGGAGAGGGCGGUUGAUAGGGCGGGGAGGGUGAGGGAGGUGUUGGCGGAGGGGCAGAGAACGACGAGUAUGCCGCCGAGUAUGCCCGGGAGGGGGCUGGGGAUAAGUCUCUAG
Morchella importuna is the source of this 714-nucleotide messenger RNA. RefSeq lists its product as uncharacterized. The record is from RefSeq and is a predicted model, not a curated record. Gene Ontology annotation, molecular function: guanyl-nucleotide exchange factor activity. The transcript has 2 exons. The coding region runs from base 1 to 714 and encodes 237 amino acids. Gene Ontology annotation, cellular component: Golgi to plasma membrane transport vesicle; cell tip. Gene Ontology annotation, biological process: exocytosis. NCBI's taxonomy places the organism in Eukaryota, Fungi, Ascomycota, Pezizomycetes, Pezizales, Morchellaceae.